CAUCAUUCUUAUCGAAGCUUCCAGGGAAUCACUUGUUUGAUGCAGAUCAGUACUAGAGACGAGGACUACCUGGUCGACACUCUGCAACUGUGGCGGCAUAUGCACGUUUUGAACGACCCUUUCACAGACCCGAACAUAUUGAAAGUGUUGCACGGCCCCCGUCAGGACAUCCAGUGGUUACAGCGCGACUUCAGCAUCUACGUGGUGAAUAUGUUCGAUACGGGUCAGGCAAUGCGCUACCUCGGCUUUCAGCGACUGUCUCUUGCCUAUCUUUUGAAACGUUAUUUGGACAAGGAUAUAGACAAACAGUACCAGUUGGCUGACUGGCGACUUAGACCUUUACCGGAAGACCUCCAACUUUAUGCAAGGGAAGACACGCAUUACCUGUUGUACUGUUGUGACAUGCUGACCAAUGAGCUAAUCCAGGCCGGCAACGAACAGAAGAAUCUCCUUUUGGAAACGUAUCAGCAGAGUCGACAGAUAUGUCUCAUGGUAAAUGGUCCAUUUUACUGA
This is a messenger RNA of Soboliphyme baturini, 513 nucleotides long. NCBI's taxonomy places the organism in Eukaryota, Metazoa, Nematoda, Enoplea, Dioctophymatida, Soboliphymatidae. The record is from the annotation of a GenBank genome assembly.